Pristis pectinata (smalltooth sawfish) is the source of this 2482-nucleotide messenger RNA. It is a transcript of the gene ap1s3a, whose product is annotated as adaptor related protein complex 1 subunit sigma 3a. Lineage: Eukaryota; Metazoa; Chordata; Chondrichthyes; Rhinopristiformes; Pristidae. The record is from RefSeq and is a predicted model, not a curated record. Gene Ontology annotation, molecular function: clathrin-cargo adaptor activity. Gene Ontology annotation, cellular component: AP-1 adaptor complex; membrane coat; intracellular membrane-bounded organelle. Bases 159 to 623 code for a protein of 154 amino acids. Gene Ontology annotation, biological process: vesicle-mediated transport; intracellular protein transport. The transcript is spliced from 5 exons.
CUGCUGGCUAAUAGGUAAACCACAGACUGGGAGGAGCUGUAAACUCAAAGAACUCUGGGAUAACUACCAUGGGUUCCUGAAUAGCAGCUUCACAGGAAAUGUUUUGUAAUUAGAUUUUGACAGAGGUUAACAACCUGCAUCUUUCACUCUAAGACAGAAUGAUGCGUUUUAUGCUGCUUUUUAGCCGUCAAGGCAAAUUGAGGCUCCAGAAAUGGUACACUGUAAUGGUUGAUAAGGAGAAGAAAAAGAUUACCAGGGAACUUGUUCAGAUUGUGUUGAGUCGACAAGCCAAAACGUGUAGUUUUGUGGAAUGGCGGGAUCUCAAAAUUAUUUAUAAAAGGUUUGCUAGUUUAUAUUUUUGUUGUGCAAUAGAGGAACAAGAUAAUGAACUCCUGGCUCUGGAAAUCAUCCAUCGUUAUGUGGAAUUGCUGGAUAAGUAUUUUGGCAAUGUUUGUGAACUAGACAUCAUCUUUAAUUUUGAGAAGGCCUACUUCAUACUGGAUGAAUUUCUAAUUGGAGGAGAGUUGCAGGACACCUCAAAACACAGUAUACCCAAAGCAGUGGAGGAGGCAGAUAUGUUACAAGAGACUAUGGAAGAAUAUUUGGCCAAGCCAACAUUUUAACUUGGACUUUAGAAGGCCUGAAAGAUGGAUCUAAUUUAUAAAAUGUAUACAUGGAUUUAUUGUGUAUUUACAGUGGUUUAACAUUUAGAAGGAUAUAUUUUGCUACUGCUUCACAUUAUGGAAAAACGUACAAUGUCAACUAAAAUGCAGUUAGCAAGUUAGCACUAUGCAAUGUUCAGGCAUAAUAUUUAUAAUGGUUUUUGUAUUCAUAGCUCCUGAUGUACUUUUUGUUUCAAGUUUUCCAUUGCUAAUAAGCAGGAGAUAUGCUCCUUCACUGCAUUUUUUUUCAAAAUUAUAUACAUUCCUACAAAUCUCCAACCAGCAUAGACAGAUGCUGUUCUGUAAUUCAAAAAAUUAAACCUACCAAAUUACUUUUAAUUAUAAUUAAAAAUCAUCAACCCUGGAUUUUACCAAAUUUGGGUGUAGAACGGAAAUUAUAAAUUAAUCUAAUGGUAUGUUGAAAAUUAUCACCUCCAAAUCAGAUUUUAUCUUGUGAGAUUAUCCUGCAAACUGACAGAUCUGUUGCUUUAAUAUGUUAUGGGUUGUCUGAAGGUCUUAAGAAUUCUAAGCCAACUAAUUGUACCAGAAAAUAUCUGAUUUUUAAAAGAUGCUUUUUAUUUGAGCUGCUGAAACAAAAAUAUCUGAAUCUGAGUGAAACACAUCCAUAUUUAGUAGUGAUCUACUGCAGAUUACAAAUUUUAGAUCACAUAUGGGGAUGGUUUCAAUGUAGCACAAUGUAGAAAUCUUCUGUUCAAACCCCACUCCAGCAUUAAACACAAAAUGAUACCUCCAUACAACACAGGUAAAGAACUGCCCAAGUCAGAGGUGGCCCCUUCAAACCAGGGAUCCAUCUACUGUAAACCAAAACAAAAAUCAUAACACUAUUGAAAGAAGAGCGAUUUUACUUCCACCUACACCAACAAUAUGAAAAUUUUUGAUUGCUACUUUUAUUACUUAUAUUUACUUUUAUUAAUUUUAUUACUUUUAUUAAUAUUUUACCACAAGCAACUAUAAUGGUUCUUUCCUUGCCUAUGUAAUUUGAAUAUGAAGCUGAUGUUCACCGAUACCUAUUGGAAAUACAAAAUACAGUUAUCAUUUUCCAUACAAACCUGUAUAAACUCAGUACAUGUGAUAAGUUUCACUGUCUUAUUUAUUGUUAAUUGAUUAUUUUGUAAUCUGUAAGAUUGUCAUGUGCUUAUUUGUGCCCUAUGGUUUUACAGCAAGAUUGGAUUUCUUACAGACUAUUUUAUUGUGCUGUAGUGCAGCUCCAGAUUAAUUAUUGAUUUAUUUAAUGUUAAAGUAUUUUUUACAUUUUGAAGAUUAACCCAACAAACACCAAAAUCUCCAUUUAUAAAGUUUCCAUUUCAGCAAAUUAUAAUUUCAAGAAGCAAACAAUUAAGUGUACCCCUCAACAAAUUUCACAGGUUGUUUAAUCUAAUUUUUCAAGUGUUCUUUGUUGGGAAAGCUUGAGUACUUCAAUCAUGAACCAGAAAAUGUAUUUUAGGCCAAAUUAUAACAUUUGAAGAAUUUAGCAAAUCUGUUGCAAAAAAACAGAGUUGCAGCUGAAAGCUUAAAUACAGAAAUGGAAAUAAAAUUGUAAUUAAACUUGCUGAAUAGUAUGCUGUCAAUCAUUUUUCUGACCUAGGUUCUGCAAAUACUAAUGUUUAUUAUUGCUAAUGUGUACUUAUUCAUGAGACGUAUAGAGCUUGUGUACUGUGCUGUUUGUGUAUAUAUAAUGCAUCUGUAGUGAUUCUUUUCUAUAUCAACUUGAAAUAUAAACCAUCACAGUGCUCUCACCCAGUAACUUUGUACUUUUUCCACUUUUUUUUAAUAAAAAUGCAAUUGUCUUUGUUCUCUCC